Molecule: messenger RNA, 3853 nt
Organism: Symbiodinium sp. CCMP2592
Lineage: Eukaryota; Dinophyceae; Suessiales; Symbiodiniaceae
Source: the annotation of a GenBank genome assembly
UCCCAAAGCUCCACCGACAGAUGGCAUUCUCGACAAUCCUUUCCAAUUUCUAUUGCGCGUUCGAGCUGCCAGAAAACAGGUGGAGCAGAACCGAGGGUCGAGAGUCGUAGCCGAGGACUCUCAGGACCAGCAUGUCAGUCUCUGUCUGCUGGGAAGCCUAGGCGUGAGAAGCAACACCUUUUAUGUUCUUGCGUUCAAGAGGCGCUGGCGGACACACGUGUCCCAGCCCAGAGUCACCACAGUCACUGUUUCACCUGCACAGGGCAUCCGCUGCAGCAGCCUCUCUCGAGCACUGUCAAGCAGCCCCUCGUCUGCCCAAAGCCAUCGCGUCGUCCGAAUCGACCUUCAUAUCACCUGGCAGGCCCACUCACCCGCCUCCUGCCUUGCCUUUGGUUGUGUAGCUGUCCCACAGGCGACUGCCCGUGUGUCUGCCCCGCUCGGGCAAUACAGCUCGGCCAGGAAACGCUCCUACAAACGAGCUAUCCGUCGAGCAGCCGCAUCCAGUGCCGGUGGCACCCGCUAUCGUGGACGCUGGCAAACUUUGCAUCAGCUUCACUCCCAGCACCACUCUCAGGAACAGACUACCACCACCACUGCGCCCCGAGCUAAGGCCUGCACUGCCCCAAAGGGGCUCCAUGUUAGAUUCCUUAGUCUCAACUGCGGUGGCCUGUCCAGCGAGGUUUACCAGGAGCUGCUCUUGUCUCUGGCAGCACUAGCCCCAGACAGGCGACCACAUGUCGUCGCAGUCCAAGAGACUCACUGGGCUGAAACGAGUAACUCUGAUUAUGUUACAGGCCCGUGGAGGGUCCUCAGCUCACAUCGACACGGCUACAAAGCUGCUGGAGUGCUGCUCCUCGUCCAUAAGGCAUUCUCUGCUGACUGUGUAAUCUCCACGGCGGAGCCUUACCCAGGCCGUCUCCUUCAUGUCCGCUUGACACAUAUGGCCUGGGCCCUUGAUAUCUUGGCACCGGACUCCCAGAGCUCACCGCCGCAGACAGCCGCCCAGGUCGCAUUGUUACCAAGUGGAAUAGCCGUCUCCCCGCCGAUGCCCCGCUCUGCACAGGCCCAUCCCCUGGCCCGACAGACUGGCCGGAACCCCAUGACCAUUGCGGCAUGGCGAGCCGGUGGCAGGCAUGUACCCCUUAGUGGUGUCCUCCCCUUGAUCCGGUUUGCGUCCCUAAAUAAGCCACCAACAGUGCCACGCUCCUGGAACAAGGAGGACCUCAUGCAGCUCCUCUCGGAACCGCAGUGUCCCCAGGCUUUACAGCUGAGACAAUCGGUGCACCAAGACAUCACGAGCUGUCGGUCCAUCCAGGCAAUCAAUGACUGCCUCACAUCUGCCCUGCAGCUACACCUGCCAUCACGAGCUGGUAGUGCGAGGCUGGCAUCCUGGCAAUCACCGGCCAUGCAAGGCGGCAUACGUGCCAUGUGGACCCACUACCGACAAUGGCGUCAGGCGGCCAGCCGUCAAACCUCCACAAUUUGGAAGGCGUGGUUUCACUUCGCCAAAUUCCAGAAGGCCCAUAGGGACUUUCGCCGUGCUGGCAGGCUUGCCAAACAUGCCUGGUACUCUGACAAGCUCCAGGAACUGGGCAUGCAUGCCCGUCGGCACAAUAUCCGUGCGCUCUACCAGGGGGUCCGGCAACUGGCAACUGGCACCCAAGCAACGGUUUACUCAGGUACAGCUACGAUCUCCCCGGAGAAACAGGCUCAACUGCUCUCGGCCCAUCUUCGCAGUAGCUACACUGGUCAAUUCUGCCAGCCUGACCGUGCUGCAGUCUCGCAAUGGACACCGCUGCGCUGUCCAGUGCACUGGCAAGUCAUGCCGAAGUUGUCUGAGCCCGUCAACAACCUCACGACCGUCGAUGAGCUAUGGCACGCGGCCGUGAUUGACUCCUGCAUGUCCACGGAUUGGACAACUCGCGAGGCACGAGCUGGCAUACCCAAGCCACAGGCCGCCGCUGGAGGCCUGCAGCUAUCACUUGACCUCAGCUCAGCAUUCGACCAUAUGGAAUGGCUACACAUCGCCACUGCUCUUGAUGAUGCAUCAGUACCCACUGAGCUCCAAACUCAAGUAUUGGAAUGGUAUCGCGAUAUGAAGUACGUCCUUACUGUACAAGGCCAGACUGUAGACAUUUCAGCCAGUCGGGGCCUGAAACAAGGUUGCCUCAUAGCUCCGCUCAUAUGGUCCCUGGUCACUGGUCGCUUCCUCUAUGAACUUGCCCUUUGUGCAGAUCCCAUGUGGGUGACGACCGAUGUCACGACCUACGCUGAUGACUUUCAUGCCGGAAGCCAAAUCAGUUCAUAUGUCGAGCUCUGUCGCCUUGAAGUACGCCUAGGUCAGCUUCUUGAUAUACUCUGCGCAGCCGGUCUCACGGUCAAUGCCCAGAAAUCUGCAGUCCUCUUCCUCUUCAGGGGCAACUUUGCUUCCAAGUGGCUUAAGCAGCACCUGAAAACCACCCCCGACGGGCCAGUCCUGCGGCUACGCACGCCAACAGGCGGUCUCCACCAACUCCGCACUCUGUACCUUCGACAACUCCGUGCCAUCCUCAGAUCCCCGGCACACCUCAAUCAUGUCAGCAACGAGGACAUUCUUCGCAAGGCUGGUGUGCCCGAUGUCGCCGAGAUUGUCGAAAGGGAUCUGGCUCGCUUACAGACCAGCCUUCAGCACUUACAGGUGGCUGACUCCUCUCUUCUUGCACCACACGUGCUGCGCUUCGCUGAGGGCCUUCAGCUCUCGCUGACUUCACAACCUCCCGCGCGCGACCACGCGCCAGGCACGCGCGAGUGUGAACCUGAGGCCAUUCUGGAAUGCCGAUACUGUGGAGAGACCUUCUCAACCUACCAUCUUCGGAGAGCCCACGAGGCCAGGAAGCACCAGGAGGCCCUGGAGAUGACCGCACAGGAGAGACUCUUCUUCGGAGGGGUCUGUCCAUCGCUCCAGUCCAAGAGGGAACGGGAGGAAGGCCCCUCGGAGAAAAGACCGCGGACUGCAGACGCUCUAGCCUCCUUCCAGUCACCGGCGGCUGCACAGAUGCCACAGGCGCCGAAGGGCAAAGGGAAAGGCAAGAACAAGGGCAAAGCAGCUGCGAAGGGUCAAUGGGGGGGCUGGAAUCGACAGUCAGCCACCUGGAGCCAGGACCACUGGCCCGCGGGACAGGGAGCGUGGAACACGCCUUGGACUUCGGAAUACGGUCUGCCGGACAUGGUACAGAAGCUAACCUCCUUGGCGAUCAAACACGAAUAUGCUAUCAACAGCAUGAUGCAGGAUCACACGCUCUACCUCUUCGUGAAGCCAGGGGACGAGGGGCUACUUCCAAUUCUGUUUGCCACCUCGGAGAAGUGGAAUGCCACACAGCAGACGGAUCCGUCUCAAAUCACGGAGCCACUGCGUCUGGUCAUGAUGAAGGCAUUUCGAAUCGAGCUGGGACAGAGAUUGAAGGCCACGAAAGACCAACCGGAAUCCACGCAGAAGGCCAAGGAACUGGGCUGGCUGACGGACCAAGGCCAGUGGAAGACUCUGGUCUGGGAUCCAACGGCACAGGAUCUACGCGAGAAGCAGGGAGGCAAACUGCACAUGACGGACGAAUUGAUCGGCCAAUCCGUGGAGCUUCGCAGGAUCAUCACGGACGAGACCCUGUUUCGGUUUCAGUCCCUUCGGGGACUGAGCCGGGCUCCGCAGACGGCGUGGAUACAAUUGGCGAUCGAGGUCAGUGUCCGGGACAUGGGGAAUCGCGUAUGGGAAAUCCUUCAUUCCUGGAUAGGCUGCGCAGCUUUGCACAUCAUGGGAUGCCGCCUUCGACGCGAGCGAGGCGGACUAUCACAACAGGCCAGAACCCUUCGCGGGUGGUGA